AUAAAAGCAAGCUUGUCUUUAACAUUCUCUACUCCUGCUUCUUUUUCUUCUCUCCCUCUCUCUCUCUCUUGUUUUUAUUUUUUUUAUCCUUUUCUCUUUUUCCUUCUUUUGUUGGGUCCCUCAGUCUGCAAAACCCAGCAAACACCCAACUGGGUUAUUAUUAAAUCUUCCCCAACCAGCAAACACAAUCCUCCUCACACGCUCAUUUUUCCUUUCGAAACCCCCCUUCUGCUUUUUAUUUCUCUUCCAUAUAUCCUAUGGCUCAGUCGAUAGACGACGCCGAGUUUUGGCUUCCGUCGCAGUUUCUCCCUGACGACUUCUUCCUCGUGGAUAAAGAAAACUUCAAUAGCAACAGUACUACUACUACAGCAGUUGGGUCUGGUUUUGGGAUACGGUUUCCCACUGAGUUCCCUUACGAGUUCGAAUCGUUCAACUCUAAGUCAGCUCGCAGCUCUCCUGUUGAUUCAGCUGUGGGUUUGACGGAAACUGAGAGCAGCGACGAGGAAGACUUCCUUUUCGGGUUGACUCGUCGUCUCGCUCAGUCCGCGCUUCACGAGACUCAGAAACUCGCCGUGCCAAGCGUAGGCCAACACAAACCAGAGAUGGUGAUGUCCGGGUCGCCCCAGUCGACACUGAGUGGAAUCGGAAGCUGGUCGGGUCGGAGUACGAUUUCAAGCAAUGGAAGCCCAAACGGUCCUUCCCAAGUUCCCUCACCCCCAACGACACCGUUCGGAGCUAAUGAUGACACGUGGGAUCUGAUAUCUGCAGCGGCUGGACAGGUCGCGAGGUUGAAGAUGAGUGGUGGUGAAGGAACCAAGUUCAGCAACCAUGGCAGGGGACUUCUAGGUCCUCCUCGCAGUCCCAAUCCUCGUGUGAGAAACCCCAACUGUGCUGGACUCUACACAAACCAUGGCCUUACUCAGAAUCUGCCACAGCUUCAGCAUGUGAGACCGGAGCAAGCACUGAAAUCACAGUCCACCGGCGGCGCGUGGGGAAGACACGCCAAGGCUGGUUGGCCAGCUCAGCAGCCACAAGAACAUCAACAGCAGCAGCUGAUCCAGAGCAGAGUGAGAAAUAGUAGUAGUUAUGUUGGGCAUGAAAUUGGGCGUAGUGGGCAUCCUGUGAAUUUGGCCCAAUCUGCAGCUUUGCGUUCUUCUGUGCAUGGACAACAUCUAAAGCAACAGCCUCACUACAUUGAACCUCCAAUGCGCACCGUUUUGCUCGGUGGAUCUGGCUUGAAAAAGGAAUGCGCUGGUACCGGAGUCUUCUUGCCUCGCAGAUAUGGAAACCCGCCUGAGUCUCGAAAGAAAACAGCUGGUUGUCCUACGGUUCUUCUUCCAGCAAAAGUUGUUCAAGCUCUCAACUUGAGCUUUGAUAUGGUGAAUAAUGGUCAUUCUUAUCCCCACUUCAGCAAUGGGUUCGCUCCAGACCAUGAGGCUUUAGUGGCUAGAAGAAAUGCUCUAUUGGCGCAGCAAAGGAGGAGUUCAAGGCCAGAAGGUCCACUGAAUCAUGAUGUUCGUCUGCCUCAGGAAUGGACAUACUGAUUCAAACCCAGACUGUAGUUUCAAUUUUAAGAUGGAAAAAAAAAAAUAUAUAUAUAUAUAUAUAUAUAAAUAUAUUUAUAAGGAAAUUAUAAAUUAAUUCUAAGCCUAAAAGUUUCUUAUAGGGAAGGAUGGUAUUUGGUUUCUAAUACAGAAUGAAAUUCAAGUAUGUGAAUGUAGUUUAGGACAAUAAGAAAAUCCAGGUUUUUUUGGAAGGAUGUUUGCAGCUUUAAUGGUCUUCAUAAAGCUUUAGCUGAAGGAAGGAUACUAAUGGUAGGAAAAAGGAGUUCUUUUGUUGUAAUAAAGGGGCAAAUUUUCUUUGGAUGUUUGAUGGGGGCAAAAAGGGAUGGGAAAUGUUGAUUUGGGACAUUUGUUUUUUGUUUUCUCUUAUUUUGAUAUAUGGGUAAAACGGACCGAACUCAAAGCAAACCCUCUGUAAUUUUCCCAUUGGGAAGGUAAUCUCUAAUAAGAAAGUGUUAAAAGAUUAUGUUAUUAUGUUAAA
This is a messenger RNA of Ziziphus jujuba (common jujube), 2043 nucleotides long. RefSeq lists its product as uncharacterized. The transcript has 5 exons. The record is from RefSeq and is a predicted model, not a curated record. The coding region runs from base 258 to 1544 and encodes 428 amino acids. NCBI's taxonomy places the organism in Eukaryota, Viridiplantae, Streptophyta, Magnoliopsida, Rosales, Rhamnaceae.